UAAUAUAGAUGUUUACAUACAAUAACACUCGUUAAACUGGAUUUUAACAUAGAUCUGUAUAUAUACCAGACGAACUUCCAAGUGUAGUUUUUUAUUAUCGUGCUUUAUUCGAGACACACGUCCAAUAGCCAAUAGUCAAUUGGAAUAUGCCAGGUAAAAUGCCAAGGCUCUUCCAUUUUCUUACUGUCGUCGCCGUAUUUGUUUCAUUACAAUCGAGCCAACAACCGACAAUGAAACGAUACCACAAUCUUUACGGCGAUAAUGUGAGCGGAUGCGAAUUGACGAAUAUAUUUGAUUUUGGUAUCGGAACUCUAAACUUUCUACAACAAAGUCAACAUUAUAUGAACCAAGAAGUACCAGAUAUAGUUCCGCAAUUUGGAGCAGUGUACGAUUUCGUGGUAAUAGGCGCCGGAACGGCCGGUGCCACGAUAGCUGCGAGAUUAAGUGAGAUUCAUCAAGUUGAAGUGUUAUUGAUCGAAGCUGGAUCUAAAGAGAAUUUUUUUAUGGAUAUCCCGCUUCUCGUUCACUUGUUGCAGCUAAGCAACGAUAUCAAUUGGAAGUAUCAGACCAAAUCGUCCAACAAAUAUUGUCUUGGUAUGGAAGGCAACAGAUGUAACUGGCCUAGAGGCAAAGUAAUGGGCGGUAGCAGCGUGUUAAACUACAUGAUCGCAACCAGAGGAGGUGCCGAGGAUUACGAUCGAUGGGCUAAGAUGGGGAACGAGGGUUGGGCUUACAAGGAUAUUCUCAAAUACUUUAAAAAGCUGGAGACAAUCGAUAUUCCAGAGCUGCAAUCAGACACUAUUUAUCACGGAACUAAGGGACCGUUACAUAUCUCUUAUCCAUUAUUCCAUACGCUAUUGGCAAAGGCUUUCUUAGAUGCUGGCAAAGAGCUGGGAUACCCGCUGUUGGAUUAUAACGGAAAGAAUAUGAUAGGAUUUUCGUAUGUGCAGUCCACAAUGAUAAAUGGCACCCGCAUGAGCAGCAACAGAGCCUAUCUACACCCAGCAAGAAAUCGCCGGAAUCUUCAUGUGACACGCGAAAGCAAGGUGAAAAAAAUAUUGAUUGAUCAUCAUACAAAUCGGGCGAUUGGUGUGGAAUUUAUUAAACAUCGUCGAAAUAUUAACGUAUUUGCGAGCAAAGAGGUAAUUUUAUGCGCGGGUGCCAUCGGAUCACCACAAUUACUGAUGUUGUCUGGUAUCGGACCGGCCAAACAUCUUAGUAAGCUCGGCAUAAACAUCGUCCGGGAUUUGCCGGUUGGUGAAAAUCUGAUGGAUCACGUAGCUUUUGGUGGGCUAACAUGGGCAGUAGAUGACCCAAUAAGUCUUCAACUGGUUGAUGUGUUAAAUCCCAUUCAUCCAUAUAUGAAAGACUUUUUUAUGAAGCAAUCGGGACCAAUAACAACCUCAGGGUGCGAAGCCCUCGCUUUCAUUAACACCAAGUAUUCAACGAAAUUUCAUGGUUUACCGAACAUUGAACUGAUGUUUGUUGGUGGUGGAAUUAAAGAAGAUUUGAUUCUAUCGAUUAUAAUGGGUUUGAAUAAUCGAAUGCGUCAAAUAUGGAACAAAUAUAGCAACACUUAUCGCUGGACUGUAUUACCGAUACUAUUGAAACCAAAAAGUCGUGGACGGAUAAGAUUAUUGGCCAACGACAUUAACGUUAAACCUGAGAUCGUGCCAAAUUAUUUCGACAAUCCGGAAGAUGUCAAGACAAUGAUUGACGGUAUUAAAGUUGCAUUAAGUGUCGGUCGAACGAAAGCAAUGAAACGGUUUAAUUCACAAUUAUUAAACGAUACUUUUCCUGGAUGUCAAAACUACGAGUAUGAUUCUUAUGAUUAUUGGGAAUGCGUGAUGAGGACGACAUCUUUUACUAGCUAUCAUCAUACUGGCACUUGCAAGAUGGGAUCGAAAGGAGAUCCGACUGCUGUCGUCGACCCUAGAUUAAAGGUGAUUGGUAUUCAAAGAUUACGAGUAGCAGAUGGUUCCAUCAUGCCUGAAAUUAUAUCAUCGCAUACAAAUAUACCUAUUUUUAUGAUUGCUGAGAAACUGGCAGAUAUGGUCAAAGAAGAUUGGGGAUAUUCGAACGAAUCAUGAACAUAACAAUAGUGACAAAUUUUCGAGUAUUAGCUACAUUGAAAACUAGCAAUUCGCAGUACAUAACAAAAACGGAUAAUUAUAAUAAGUUAUCGGAAAAUUAACUGUAGAGAAAUACUUCUAUGUGUAAUCGUCAUUAAAAUAUAAUGAUUAAUAUUUAGUAGGCAAAUCUGAUUUGAAUUGAUAAUAUUUUUUAA
Acromyrmex echinatior (Panamanian leafcutter ant) is the source of this 2287-nucleotide messenger RNA. Its product is annotated as glucose dehydrogenase [FAD, quinone]. NCBI's taxonomy places the organism in Eukaryota, Metazoa, Arthropoda, Insecta, Hymenoptera, Formicidae. The record is from RefSeq and is a predicted model, not a curated record. Gene Ontology annotation, molecular function: flavin adenine dinucleotide binding; oxidoreductase activity, acting on CH-OH group of donors.